GAAACACGUCUAUAAAUAGCGCCGUCAACAUGCUUAAAUAGCGCGUGGCGCGCUUUUCAGAAGGGGUGCUGCUUAAUGAAGCGCACAGCACCGGACACCGCGCGACCCUUUUAGUUUUCGCAAAGCCGCGCACCACUCCGGGUAUAAUUUCGGCAAAUUUUCGCGUAAUUAGUCAUUAGCGCUGUGACCUCGCUGUGCGAUGGACAGGCGCUAGAUUUCCAGCAAAUAUCUAGCGCAAGAGUGAAAAUAAAAGUGGCGGUAGUCUUUCUGAAGAAAUCCAAAAUGGUUUCGGGAUUGGCGGAGAGCGCAGGAUGCGCUUCGAGUACAUCCGACGCAGACGAUUGGACAAAUUGUCCGGAAAACUUUGAUUCUUUACUCUGCUGGCCCCGGACGCCAUCAAACAGCGUCGCGACCAUGUCUUGUUUUGCACAUUUAAACGGAAUACGCUACGACACAACACAGAAUGCAACGCGGGAGUGUCUCUCAACGGGUACAUGGGCAGAAUACACGGAUUACAGCAAUUGUCGCGAGUUGGAGAAUGAGCACAUCGUCAACGAUCACGUGUCGCAUUCGAUCGAACUCACCACCACAAUUUAUCUCUUCGGAUAUACUGUUAGUCUGAUUGCGCUCGCUGUGGCUGUUUACAUUUUCUGUCGAUACAAAGACCUACGUUGCUUGCGCAACACAAUCCACAUGAACCUAAUGAUCAGUUUCAUCCUAGUGGACUUCGUCUGGAUCGGAACACUGCUUCUACAAGUUUUCCUCGCGCAGGAAAUCUUCACAUGCAUCUUUCUCAUUAUUCUUCUCCAUUAUUUCCACCUAACAAAUUUCUUCUGGAUGUUUGUGGAAGGGAUGUACCUCUACGUCUUGGUGGUGAAAACGUUUCGUGGCGACCGCAUAAAACUCCCACUUUGUGUCAUAGUCGGCUGGAUUCUCCCCGGCGUGUUUAUUUUAACAUGGUGCAUCGCAAAAGCAUGGAAUUUGUAUCAAGAAGACCCGCAUGAUUUCGAACAUCUCAAGAGUUGUCCGUGGAAGAGUGAUGGAUUAGAUUGGAUCUAUCAGGUGCCAUCUAUAUUUGUUCUGAUAGCAAAUGUUAUAUUUUUGAUUGUUAUUAUGUGGGUUUUAAUCACAAAACUACGAUCUGCCAACACAGUUGAAACUCAACAGUAUCAAAAAGCUGCCAAAGCUCUCCUCGUGCUUAUUCCUUUGUUAGGAAUGACAUACGUUGUGGUUUUGGUGGGUCCCAGCGAACCGGGACUUCUUCGCAGUUGCUACGAGUGUUUACGCGCCGUUUUAUUAUCAACUCAAGGUUUUACCGUGGCUGUGUUUUACUGCUUCCUCAAUACCGAAGUGAAAAAUACAGUUACGCAUCACAUUAAUUCCUGGCAUACUCAUCGCAGUUUAUCACAGAGAUCAUCAAGUCAACGCAAUCGAAACAGCAGUCGUGAUUGGUCCCGGCGAUCGAAAGGCGACAGCAUUAGAUUGUAUCAAACGGUCAACAUGUUCAAGAAACGCGAAUCUUCUUGUUCGGUGGGCACGACAACUUCUUUGAUCGCAGGCGUGAACCGGAACAAUUCACAGCAGCGUAGAGCCUUUUCAAUUCCAGCGACAAACUCAAACACACAGAUUUAAAGAAAUGAUUAAAUUUAAAAAACAACCCCUGAAGCCAACCCUGCCUACCCUGGUCCACUUCACUCGUCGCCGGGCAGCGGCGCUUUUAUAAAUGUCAUUCCUCUUUGCUUCGGUUUCGGCGUUAUUCUCUCUCUGCAUGCGUGCGCCAAGCGCAACAAUUCCACCCAGCUAAAACCCACCGCCAAGAUAAUG
Dalotia coriaria is the source of this 1824-nucleotide messenger RNA. RefSeq names its product diuretic hormone receptor-like. Gene Ontology annotation, molecular function: G protein-coupled peptide receptor activity; diuretic hormone receptor activity; peptide hormone binding. The transcript has 7 exons. NCBI's taxonomy places the organism in Eukaryota, Metazoa, Arthropoda, Insecta, Coleoptera, Staphylinidae. The coding region runs from base 283 to 1632 and encodes 449 amino acids. Gene Ontology annotation, biological process: cell surface receptor signaling pathway; adenylate cyclase-modulating G protein-coupled receptor signaling pathway. Gene Ontology annotation, cellular component: plasma membrane. The record is from RefSeq and is a predicted model, not a curated record.